AUGCCCGAAUACAAGAUACAACAAUUUCCCAAACCCAAAUCGGUUCUACUCCACUACGGGAUUUUCCGCAUAGUUUGGGAUUGGAUUCUGUUGGUGUUCACUUUCUACAUCGCUUUUAUGGUCCCAUACUAUGUGACUUUCGGACGUCGUGUUGUUCACAAUGAUACACGCAAACGAAUAGUGGAUCUGGUGGUCGAGGUGCUUCUCAUUGUCGACAUUGUGGUCAAUUUCAACACGACCUAUGUGAAUAAAAACGGUCAACUGGUACACGAUCGACGUCAACUGGCAGUUCACUACAUUCGAAGCUGGUUCGUGAUUGAUGCACUGGCUGCUCUCCCGGUGGACUUUAUGCUCACCGUAGUACAAACCAUUUGGAGUGGGGAUAUGGAACGGAGCUCAGGAUUUGUCUGGUCCAAAGGCCUUCUUGACAGUGUGAAUGGAACCGGAGAGGAGCAGGUAGAUUUAACUAACUACCAUUCGGUGCCGGGAUGGAAUGUGGUGACUCUGUUACAGGUAAUGAAACUGGCCAAAUUGUUACGGUUGGCGCGACUGUUUGAAAAUCUGGCCAGACUGUCACAACACAGCAUUGUGGUGCUCAGUUUGCUCAUGUUUACCUUCACCCUCGUUGCUCAUUGGUUCGCGUGCAUCUGGUACGUGAUUGGUGAAUCGGAUCAUUCCGAGGCAGGUUGGCUUCAAGAACUUGCACGAAGAUUGAAUUUCACCUAUCGAUGGAAUCAAACAGAGCCGCCCAACGAUGCGGCUCGCUAUUUCACUGCCCUGUACUUCACAUGCAGCAGUUUGACCUCGGUCGGGUUCGGUAACGUUUCUGCCAAUACAACAGAGGAGAAAAUCUUCGCCAUUUGCAUCAUGCUUCUUGGAGCUCUAAUGCAUGCCGCAGUUUUCGGCAACGUGACUGCUAUCAUCCAGCGCAUCUAUGCUCGCCGUACAGCGUUUCAAUCGCGCGCCCAGGACCUGAAAGAUUUCGUCCGAGUGCAUCACAUUCCCAAACAGCUGAAACGCCGAAUGGAAGAUUUCUUCCAAACUACUUGGGCCAUCAAUCGUGGAAUCGACCUGACCGAGGUUUUGUCCAUCUAUCCAGAAGAGUUGCGUCGUGACAUUGCGCUUCACCUGAACCGCGAGUUGCUCAGCAUGAAGACUAUUCGUUCACGCUGUGAUGUGAAAUCGCUUACUUACUGUGAUCUACAAAGCAUCGAGUUGGUUGUGUUGAAUGAGGUGCUUGCUCAGUACCCGCAAUUCAAAUCGGAGUUUGCCGCCUACCUCUACGAGGACUUGUCUUUCAACAUAGAAGAAGGAGCUCAAUUCAUGGACAGUGAUGCUGUUCUGGUACCCGCCAUUACACUUCAACUGACUCAAGACAAUUCCUCCUCACCAAAUACAACAGCUUCCACAAAACGGGCUUCGAAUUUUGACCAUCGUGCACACGGUUCAAAUCAGCUGGAACGAAUAAAAAAGGACUUGGUCCAAAUGGAAGCAGGUUUCUUGUCUACAAGAGAGAAAUAUGAAUCACCUGGUCAGGUAAGAGCAUCCGAUGUGUUCCCUACUGCCCGUUCCGCAUCCACAUCGUCCUCCGUUUCGUCCGCGUCCUGUUCACCUUUGCCAUCGGAUAUGGACGGAAUGCGCUUCUAUCCGCGACGACCGACAACCACGGAUGGUAACCGUAAUCGUUCAAAACGCGGCGAAAAACGGCGAGCCACAUUCUCCGAUCUGUUCACAGUGCUUCCAUCCCCGCGUAAUUGGGUCACAAUUGAGCGCAUGGAUAUCACAAACGCAUUCUCAUCGUACAAUAUCACAUUCAACAGAUGUCAGGCUAUCUGA
This is a messenger RNA of Echinostoma caproni, 1836 nucleotides long. The record is from the annotation of a GenBank genome assembly. Lineage: Eukaryota; Metazoa; Platyhelminthes; Trematoda; Plagiorchiida; Echinostomatidae.